Messenger RNA from Mesocestoides corti, 447 nucleotides. The record is from the annotation of a GenBank genome assembly. Lineage: Eukaryota; Metazoa; Platyhelminthes; Cestoda; Cyclophyllidea; Mesocestoididae.
AUGGAUAUAGCGUUCACGUUGGUUGUGCACAAGGACGUUGGUCAAAUUGCUCGACUCCUUCGAAUGAUUUACAGACAAAACAACUACUACUGCAUUCAUGCUGACAGCCGUUCAGACUGCUUAUUCAUAGAGGCCCUGCUUGGCGUGGCGACGUGUUUCGGUACAAAUGUGGAAUUAGUUCCAUAUGAAGAGCGCGUGGAAGUACAUUGGGGUUAUGAAUCGGUCCUGGUUCCACAAAUUACCUGUGCCAAACAGGCGUUGAGAAGUCAUGCUACGUGGAAGUACCUGGUGAAUUUGGUUGGACAGGAUUUCCCACUUCGAACCAACAUGGAGCUGGUGGCUGCACUGAAAGCACUCAAUGGAUCCAACCUCGUCGAAUCUGUUGAACUAUGCAAAUUUGCGUUUCGGACAAAUAACAGGCCACUACCAUUGGGGGUGAGUGGCUAG